AUGGACGCCCGUGAAGCUGCUAUACAAUCAGCUAUCUGUGAUCUUAAUUCUGGUGUUUCUACAAGUCAACGGAAGGCUGCCAGGGCGUACGGAGUCACUAGAUCAUCGCUUCAGGAGCGCCUCAAAGGUCGCCAACCAAACGCGAUAUGGGUUGUUUACGAAAGACCAAGCGCACCC
Boeremia exigua is the source of this 177-nucleotide messenger RNA. RefSeq lists its product as uncharacterized. Lineage: Eukaryota; Fungi; Ascomycota; Dothideomycetes; Pleosporales; Didymellaceae. The annotation marks the transcript as partial. Gene Ontology annotation, molecular function: DNA binding. The transcript has a single exon. The record is from RefSeq and is a predicted model, not a curated record.